Molecule: messenger RNA, 1218 nt
Organism: Serendipita indica DSM 11827
Lineage: Eukaryota; Fungi; Basidiomycota; Agaricomycetes; Sebacinales; Serendipitaceae
Source: the annotation of a GenBank genome assembly
AUGGCCACCGAAAACAUGAAGCAUUCGCCAGAAUUUCCGGUUGGCUACGGAGAAUUUAUACUCAUCAGUAGUGAUAAUGUUGUAUUUCACUUUCCACACUUCCUUCUAGGCCAUGUCUCGCCCGUCUUCCGUGACAUGUUCAGCCUCUCAAGCUCCGAAGCAGUGACUGGGCCUCCAGAGGUCAAGCUCACGGAAGAUUCUGCCACAAUAGAUCAUCUAUUGCGGUUCUUUGACCCCAACAAGAAGAUCUUGCCCACCGAAUCAUUGGAUCAGAUGGUCAGACUCUAUGAGGCCGCUCACAAGUACCAAGUACAGCAGGAAGGCGCCCGCCUCUCAGCGCCUUUCGAAAUCCGACGAGGUAUUGAUAAGCGGGGCUCAAUUUGGACCUCAACCUUCAUCGCCGAUCCAAUGGCUAACACCUCGAAAACGUUUCCAGCUGGCUACGGCGACCUCGAACUUGUGUCGAGCGACAGUGUAGUCUUUCACUUUCCUCGGUUCCUCCUUUCGCACAUGUCUCCCAUCUUCAACGACAUGUUCUCCAUUGCACAAGAGGAUAAUUCGACCUCGAGCGCUUCUCGUCUUACCGUGACCGAGGACUCGAAGACGUUGGAAGCGUUUCUUGGCUUUCUUGACCCCAAGCAAAGGUCGCCCAGCCUCGAUUUUGCCAUUUUACCUCAGCUGUUGGAAGCCGGACGAAAGUACGAGGUACCGCAAAUAAGCGAAUGGUGGGAGAGCCAAAUCUCCUUGGAAGAAAAGUCGACGUUGGCCAUGAGCUUUGUACUCACACAACCAAUGACCUCGCUUAUCCUCGCAUUUCGAUACGGACUCAAAGACACGGCUCGCCUCGCCCUCCGAGAGCUGGUCAGAGCACCCCUGAGUGACUUGUAUACAACCAUGGCGCUCGAAACUACACUCCUCUCGCGUCUAUUACAACUACGUCAACAGCGCGUUCAAUGGUUGCAGUCAAAGAUAUCCGGCUGGUACCGCGGCAUCCUCCAAUGCACGAGCUGUUACCAGUCUCAGCUUCACCUCGGACAACAAGUCUUCACACUGUCGACUAGUAUUGCAUCCGAGCCCUCGCUUCGUGGUCUUAGGAAAUCUGGUGUGCACUGGGCUAAACCACCGUGUGGCCACCAUCUUGACUCGGCUGCACUGUUCCAGAGCUGGGAGGCGGAGAUUAUAAAAUUGGAGAAGGAGAUACCAGACUUUAACCUGUAA